Messenger RNA from Mya arenaria, 621 nucleotides. RefSeq lists its product as uncharacterized. The coding region runs from base 1 to 621 and encodes 206 amino acids. The transcript has 2 exons. The record is from RefSeq and is a predicted model, not a curated record. Lineage: Eukaryota; Metazoa; Mollusca; Bivalvia; Myida; Myidae.
AUGUCUGGUGUAUAUGAGGCCAUGCCUGGUGUAUGUGAGGGCAUGCCUGGUGUAUGUGAGGCCAUGCCUGGUGCAUGUGAGGCUAUGUCUGGUGUAUAUGAGGCCAUGCCUGGUGUAUGUGAGGCCAUGCCUGGUGUAUGUGAGGCCAUGCCUGGUGCAUGUGAGGCCAUGCCUGGUGUAUAUGAGGCCAUGCCUGGUGCAUGUGAGGCAAUGCCUGUUGUAUGUGAGGCCAUGCCUGGUGCAUAUGAGGUUAUGCCUGGUGUAUUUGAGGCCAUGCCUGGUGUAUGUGAAGCCAUGCCUGGUGUAUGUGAGGCCAUGCCUGGUGUAUGUGAGGCCAUGCCUGGUGCAUUUGAGGCUAUGCCUGGUGUAUGUGAUUCCAUGCCUGGUGUAUAUGAGGCCAUGCCUGGUGCAUGUGAGGCUAUGCCUGUUGUUUGUGAGGCCAUGCCUGGUGCAUGUGAGGUUAUGCCUGGUGUAUUUGAGGCCAUGCCUGGUGUAUGUGAGGCCAUGCCUGGUGUAUGUGAGGCCAUGCCUGGUGCAUGUGAGGCUAUGUCAGGCUUGAUUCAGAAGAAACACAUACAAUAUAAAGAUGAACAGCUUGAAGAAAUUGUAAUUAUCAUUUGA